Eupeodes corollae is the source of this 4545-nucleotide messenger RNA. RefSeq names its product 2-oxoglutarate dehydrogenase-like, mitochondrial (gene Nc73EF). Gene Ontology annotation, molecular function: thiamine pyrophosphate binding; oxoglutarate dehydrogenase (succinyl-transferring) activity. Gene Ontology annotation, biological process: tricarboxylic acid cycle. The transcript has 15 exons. Bases 296 to 3586 code for a protein of 1096 amino acids. Lineage: Eukaryota; Metazoa; Arthropoda; Insecta; Diptera; Syrphidae. Gene Ontology annotation, cellular component: mitochondrion; oxoglutarate dehydrogenase complex. The record is from RefSeq and is a predicted model, not a curated record.
UAAAAAAAAUAUUUCUACCUUCAAUUUCAUUAGAAUAAUCAAGUAGGUCUCGUUUUUCGUUUCGGCUAAAGACUAAAGAGCAAGAGCCUAAUAAUUUUAUUUUUAACAUAUCCGACGACCCUUAGAAGCUAAAGCUAAAUUUUUCGAGUUUUAUCUCACAAUAAAAUCAACUGGGAUUGCAAAAUUAAUAAAAAAAAAGUGAUUCCUUAUCGAGAAGAGCGACAAAUAAACAAAAGAAAAUCUCAAUUUAUCACAUUCCCAGGCCCAAAAAAAAGGACUAAAAAGAUAACAUAAAAUGCAUAGAGCAAGUUCAGCGUUUAGUUUGGCCUUAGCGCCAGCAGGAUCUCAACAUUUUGCAGCAUGGCUUCUUCGCGGUGCAAACAAAAGCAAAAUUGUAAGAGAUAUCCUACCCGCGGCAUCAGUAAAGCUGUACAGUUCGUCAGCUUCCGAACCGUUUUUGAAUGGCACAACAUCCAGCUAUGUAGAGGACAUGUAUAAUGCGUGGUUGCGUGAUCCAAGAUCAGUUCAUAUUUCGUGGGAUUCCUAUUUCCGAUCUAACACUUAUACUGCACCCCCAAACCAUGCUCCAAUAGAAAGGAAUACAAUACCCCUAUCAGCGAUCACAUCGUUAGAUGGCGGUCAACCUGAUGCUAAGACGAUUGAUGACCAUUUGGCUGUACAAGCUAUCAUUAGGAGUUAUCAGUCUCGUGGGCAUUUGGCCGCGGAUCUGGACCCAAUGGGAAUCCUUAAUCAAGAAAUAUCAGUUAGUAAGGAUGGUGUCAAGCGUCGCGCCAACGAAAACGUUCUAAGGCAACAUAGUUGGUUCAUGACUGGUCAAAAUGACAUGGAUAGAAAAUUCAAACUUCCUAGCACAACAUUUAUUGGAGGUGAUGAGACAGCUUUAUCGCUGAGGGAAAUUUUGAGCAGAUUGGAAAAUGUUUACUGCAACAAAAUUGGUGUUGAGUUCAUGUUCAUCAAUUCGUUGGAACAAUGUAACUGGAUCCGAAAGAGGUUUGAGAGUCCUGGUGUGUUGAACUUCAGCCCCGAACAGAAACGUUUGAUUCUAGCUCGUCUUACUCGUGCUACUGGUUUUGAAGCGUUUUUGGCCAAAAAAUAUUCUUCGGAAAAAAGAUUUGGACUUGAAGGUUGUGAAAUGAUGAUCCCUGCAUUGAAAGAAAUCAUCGACGUGUCAACUGAACUUGGUGUGGAAUCUGUCAUUAUGGGUAUGCCCCACAGAGGACGAUUGAACACUCUGGCUAAUGUUUGCCGCAAGCCUUUGCAUCAAAUAUUUACGCAGUUCGCUGGUCUCGAAGCUGCCGAUGACGGUUCUGGUGAUGUGAAAUACCAUUUAGGAACCUAUAUCGAACGUUUGAACCGAGUUACAAACAAAAAUAUUCGCUUGGCUGUUGUUGCUAACCCCUCACAUUUAGAAGCUGUUGAUCCAGUAGUUCAGGGAAAAACUCGUGCCGAACAAUUUUACCGCGGUGACAGCGAGGGCAAGAAAGUUAUGUCUAUUCUCAUUCACGGUGAUGCUGCAUUCUGUGGUCAAGGUGUUGUCUAUGAAACAAUGCACUUGUCGGACUUACCAGACUACACAACACACGGAACUAUUCAUGUUGUUGCCAACAACCAGAUUGGAUUCACUACUGAUCCUCGUUUUUCGCGAUCAUCGCCUUAUUGCACAGACGUCGCCCGAGUUGUGAAUGCCCCUAUUUUCCAUGUUAAUGCUGAUGACCCAGAAGCUGUGAUGCAUGUUUGCAAAGUUGCUGCCGAAUGGCGUGCAACAUUCCACAAGGAUUGUGUUAUUGAUCUCGUUGGCUAUCGUCGCAAUGGACACAAUGAAGUCGAUGAGCCAAUGUUUACCCAACCCUUGAUGUACCAAAAGAUCCGCAAUCAUAAAAACUGUUUGGACUUGUAUGCUGAUAAACUGAUUGCAGAGGGAACUUGCACAGCUGAGGAUGUGAAAUCUGUACAUGAUAAAUAUGAAAAGAUUUGUGAAGAAGCUUUCGAAUUGGCCAAAAAAGAAACGCAUGUUAAGUACAAAGAUUGGAUUGAUUCUCCAUGGUCUGGAUUCUUCGAAGGAAAAGAUCCCCUUAAAUUGAUACCAACUGGUGUCAAGGAAGAAACUCUUGUCCACAUCGGAAACCGUUUCUCAAGCCCCCCUCCAAAUGCAGCUGAAUUUGUCAUCCACAAGGGUUUGUUGAGAGUGUUAGCUGCUCGCAAAGAAAUGGUGGACAAACGGACUGUUGACUGGGCUCUCGGUGAAGCUAUGGCUUUCGGCUCACUUCUAAAGGAAGGAAUCCAUGUCCGUCUAUCCGGUCAAGAUGUUGAGCGUGGUACAUUCUCACAUCGUCAUCACGUUCUUCACCAUCAAUUAGUUGAUAAGGCAACUUACAACUCAUUGUGUCACAUGUAUCCCGAUCAAGCUCCUUACUCUGUAUCGAACAGUUCCCUCUCCGAAUACGCUGUCCUCGGAUUUGAACACGGUUAUUCAAUGACCAAUCCAAACGCCCUUGUGCUCUGGGAAGCCCAAUUUGGAGACUUCAAUAACACAGCUCAAUGUAUUAUCGAUCAAUUUAUCUCAAGUGGGCAAGCUAAGUGGGUUCGUCAAUCUGGAUUGGUAAUGCUGCUUCCUCACGGUAUGGAAGGUAUGGGACCUGAGCAUUCUUCGGCUAGAUUGGAACGUUUCCUUCAAUUGUCCUCUGACGAUUCUGACUACUUCCCCCCCGAAUCUGAUGAGUUCUCCAUUAGACAACUUCACGAUAUUAACUGGAUCGUUGCAAAUUGCACAACCCCUGCAAACUACUUCCAUAUCUUGAGAAGGCAAAUCUCUUUGCCCUUCCGCAAACCCUUGAUUCUCAUGACCCCUAAAUCGUUGUUGCGACACCCAGAAGCCAGGAGUUCUUUCGACGAAAUGUGUAAGGGAACCGAAUUCCAAAGAAUUAUCCCCGAUAAUGGUCCAGCUGGUGAGAACCCAAAUGGUGUUAAGAAAGUGGUGUUCUGUUCUGGCAAGGUCUACUACGAUCUGACUAAGGUGCGAGCCGAUAAGAAGAUUGAAAACGAAAUUGCUAUUAUUAGAAUUGAACAAAUUUCUCCCUUCCCAUUCGAUUUAGUCAAAGAAGAAGCAGCUAAGUACAAAGACGCUGAAUUAAUUUGGGUUCAAGAAGAACACAAGAACCAAGGCGCUUGGACAUAUGUGCAACCUCGCUUCUUGACAGCACUUAACCACUGUCGGGACAUCAGCCCAAAUGGUCAAGAUGUUUCCCCAUCCAUAACCACCUCUAGCAAUCAUAAUAACCCUAGUGCUAACAGUGGAACAUGGUUGAGUCGAAUGUUCGUCCAAACACAAUCAUCUACACAAAACACCGCUGAUUCAUAUAGUGCCAAACACUUCGAUCUGAAAUUUGAUUCACGCAAAGAUUUUAAUAGACCCUCAGAUGGAAAUGCUGCAAAGAACCGUAACACAAAAAUUGGAAGAAAAAUUAGCUAUGUAGGCCGCCCCACUGGAGCAUCUACCGCCACUGGAUCGAAAGCAAUGCACAUCCGUGAACUGAACGCCUUUUUAAAUGAUGCUAUGGCACUAUAGAUCCUUACAUUAUUAACUGAGAACUAAACAAAUAGUGGUUGAUUUUAGAACAGACUCAAAAUUUAUAGUAUGGAGUGACCACACGUCUUUUGUUUUAUUAUUUUAUUAUUUUCCGAGUAAGAACUAUGUUUUAAAUAUUUAUUAAUUUAUUUUUUCAGUUGAGGUUAAAUUGUUAUCUUUUCUUACUAUGCAACAAGUUCACAAAGACUCGUUUAAAAGUUCAUAGACGUUUAUACAUAUAUUUUAAUAUUUUUUUGUUUAGCGCGAUCGUUCCAUGGUUCGAUCACAAGAAAAAAGUAAAGAAAAACUUAUUUGAGUUGUGUUUGCAUAAGCGUUUUAUUUUUUAAAAAUGUAUAUUUUAAGAUUUAUGUAACGAAAGAUUUAAAUAUAAACUAAAAUGAAAAAUGCUCUAAAAGAGUUAUAUUGUAUUACGGAGAUAUUUUUGAUAAAGUCAAGAGUUAUUUCGUUUCAUUAAUUUAGACCAAUAAAAAACAAUCUAAUUUGCAAACCUAUUUAAGAAAAAACAAAAAAACUGAAUUCAUACUGUCGUUUAUAAAGGUUCUUUGUGCUAGCUAGUAUUGUAAGAAAUCCAAACGAAAAAUAAAUAUAUUAAAUACAUAUUUAAAUUAGUCGACAAAAAAAAAUAAGAACUGGCGAUCUAAUUUACGAAAAGAAGAAAAAACAAAAUAAGAAACUAUGUUAAACAAAAAAGUAGCGCCUUGAUUUGUAAUCAAAUACACACAACUAAAACGUGAUAAAGAGCGAUAUUGAUUUUUUUAAUGUAAUGAUUGUUAUUUAUUAUUAGAAAUUAACAAAAAGCACCUACCUUCUAAAUUAUACCAUUUAGUUUUUUUUAUUUCUUUUGAAAUAAAAUUAAUAAAGCAAAAAUGAGUAUAAAAUGUAUGUAUAACAACAAUUCUACACUUGCACCAAAAUAAAUAAAAGUAAAGUAAAAUCAA